Messenger RNA from Aureobasidium vineae, 1197 nucleotides. Lineage: Eukaryota; Fungi; Ascomycota; Dothideomycetes; Dothideales; Saccotheciaceae. The record is from the annotation of a GenBank genome assembly.
AUGCACCUCAUUGUAAGGAAUGCGGUUCUGAUAGGACUUGCUGUGUUCGGCUAUAUCGCACUAUGGCAGUUCGCAAGCAAAAAUGGGACCUUUGGGUUGAUGAAAGCGGACUCAUCGAAAAACCGUCUACCAGGAACCGGCGAGGAAUACACCACGGAGUUCACACGAUGGAAUUGGCUUGACAAGUUUUUGCGAAGCUUGCUUACGCUCUUCUGGCCAAUGGUCAAUGGCACCCGGCCUGGCUCCUCGUUGAUGUGCUUCUACUUUGCCGGUCAAGGCAUCGUCGCAUGGAUUCUGACAGCUCUUGAAGGACAACGCCAACUCAACAAGAACAGUUGGAGGGUUACUUCUCUGACCACUGCAUAUGGCUUGCUAUUCCAGGGCCUCGGUAUUGGAGUCAUAGGCCCCAUCUUCCUCGCCUUCUCCCCUGUUGGAGAGCAAUCGACAAGUCAUGUUUUCGUGAACCACAAAACAGACAUAGAUGCCAUUAUCCCUGCAACAAUUGGCGGUAUCAUUGUUCCAACAAUCUUGAUGUCGCUUCAUGCGCCGACAAUCGUCUCUCUAGAGCAAAAGGUUGAUCUCAUCCGCCUUUGGCAGUUCUUUCCAUUGCUGUUUCGCUUGGGCCAGCGUGUUUGGACAAGCUACGUCCUCGUCCGACUUGGUACUUACAAAGACGAACUCGCGGAGAAGAGCCCAAAGAAUCAACGACGAGCAUUCCGCAGAGUUUAUAUCUUUGGUCUCUGCUGUGCGGCAGUCCCUCACGUCAGCACCAUUGCUGUUUCGAUAACCAGCCUGCUGUUCCCUACGUUCUUCGCAAACAACAUUCCGGCAGAGUUCCACCCGAUCAACCUGUUCAUUCCCAUUUCACCGUUCUCUGGAAAGCAGGCAGGCACAGUAGGUGAAGGUGCUCAUUGGUUCUUACAAUGGGACAUGACACUCAUGUUCCUCACCUAUCUGGUCUGGGCAUAUUUCGCGGUUGUUAAGGUAAUCUACCCCAGCUCGGGAGUACUCUCAACUUCGUUGCUACUACGUCUUGCUGGCUGGUCCUUACUAUUUGGUCCAAUGGGAGCGGCCAUGCUCGCGAUUUGGGAAAGAGAUGAUAUCGUUUUCGAAGCGGAAGAGCAGAAAAUGAAGUCUCGCAAGAUUUCGCCCGAGGAAGUUGCUGCACUCGCACAAACCCGGAACAAGAAUGCUUGA